Messenger RNA from Daphnia carinata, 2762 nucleotides. RefSeq names its product regulation of nuclear pre-mRNA domain-containing protein 2-like. The transcript has 7 exons. The record is from RefSeq and is a predicted model, not a curated record. NCBI's taxonomy places the organism in Eukaryota, Metazoa, Arthropoda, Branchiopoda, Diplostraca, Daphniidae. The coding region runs from base 167 to 2266 and encodes 699 amino acids. Gene Ontology annotation, cellular component: RNA polymerase II, holoenzyme. Gene Ontology annotation, biological process: mRNA 3'-end processing. Gene Ontology annotation, molecular function: RNA polymerase II complex binding.
UGAGUCUGUGAUUGCUGUUGUUAAUUUUUCGACCAAAGUAUAAUUCAAGAAAAUACUGUACUGAGCAAAGAGUAAAUUUGUAUGAUAUGCGAAGUUUCCUUUGAGAUGUUUGUAGUAAUCAGGGCGUUUCCCUAACUAAAAAUUAGGAAUUACCCAGUAUAUCAACAUGGCUAAAAACGGGACUCACUUCAGCGAGUCGCAUUUUGAGAAGAAACUAAAUAAUCUGAAGGAUACACAAGAAAGCAUCCAAGGUCUCAGUGCGUGGUGUCUUAGUCACAAAUCUGACCUGAACCACAUUAUAAAAUGUUGGUUAAAAGCAAUAAAAAAGAGCAAACCUGAGCAAUGCCUUACAUUGUUCUACCUUGCCAACGAUGUUAUCCAACACAGCAAGAAAAAAAGCUUGUUAGAGCUUGUUUUGGCCUGGGAAUAUGCAUUAAAAGAAGCUACUCCAUAUGCAAGGGAGGAGAAAGUUCGAAGCCGUGUGCAACGAAUUUUCAAAAUCUGGGAAGAAAGAGAUGUUUACAGUGCCUCGUUUGUUCAUGAACUUUCAAUUCUGCUAGAGGAUCCUGUGGAAAUUGAAGAAAAAUCUUCUGUGGCACCGAGUUCUGAUUUUGAAACCACCACUCUCGUUGAAAAAAUCCACCAGUGCAAAAUACUUGAGGAGGAUACAGACCUGAAGCAAAGAACAUUGAAUGAAUCCAAGGUCAAAAUUACCGAAGUUGAUGCCCUCAGGGCUAGCGUAAAAGAGCGUCGUAAAACUGAUGAUUUUUUCAACGAGUUUGAUGCCAGCGUAGGAAGAAUGGAAGAAUACGUCAAAGCCCUAGAAGUUGAAACGCGCGAAAGGGCAUCUCUUUUAAGUUUGUUGGAGCAAGCAGACCUUUUUUAUGAAGCACAACGAGGAGAAUUUAAAGUAGUGUGCACGGCGUACAAGCAGUUCGGAAGUCGAGUCAAGGGGGUUAAGCGUAAGGUAGAGGAAAUGAUGCAUACGCUCCCCAAAACAAGUGAGACAAAUCGGGCUCAUUCGGACACUGCGGAUGCCCCAUCGCCCACGUCAUCAGUGGGCUCAGAUUUAGUACUCCCUGAUCCCCCUUUUCUGUCAUCAGGGACAGGUGGUAAUUAUAGAAAACCGCAAGAAAGCCGAAAGCCUGUAGGUAUGGAUCUGGAUUCUAGGAUUACGUCAUUCUUGGCAGGAGGUUCACAAGGUCUUACUGGCUCGUUUUUGGCAAGUCCCGUUAAAGCAGACUCUCCUCCCGUGCCACAAAGCAAGCCUGUAUUACCUGCUUCGGAUCCCUUUCCCUUUUAUCCUGGAGUUAACAACCCUUUUGGCAACCUAGCGUCACUGCUGGUUGCUCCGCCACCUCCUCCUCCACCACCUCCCCUGAUGCCGCCUCCUGUAUUUCAGGAUCUACCAAAACCAGAACCACCUCCACCGCCACCUGUAUCUCUACUCGGCCAAGAACCCUGGUUAAACAACAGUCCGGUCCACCAUCCUCUACCCUCGCGAAUACCUUCUUGGGGUAUGGAUGAAUCUUUAAGCGAUAAUGGAACCAACAACAUUACUAUUCAUCAUACGUCAGCUUUCUUCCCAUCUCACGACGUUGAUCUCAGAAGUGGCCAGCGGCCUAUUGAUCAUCGUAAUCUGAUUUCACUAACAAGUGGACCAGACAAGUACUCGCCACCGCCGCCAAUUUCCGAUACUCACGACCACGUCGAACCUUCCAUCGGAGAAGAAGAAAUUUCUAGCUGGCUGAAAGACGUCUUGAAGGCCCAAGAAGCGAGGGAACGCAAACCUGACGAUCUGAAUGAGCAAGUUUUAAAUCUUUUGGAUUCUUUCGAUCACGAAAAAAAUAACUGCUUGACAUCGCGGGAUGGACCAAUGGCCGAAGGAGCACCAUCAGGAGCGAAAAAGAUCAUGAGUCGCGUUGAUUCUCAUCAUCUCUAUUCCAGUCACAACAGCCGGAUACCAACAUCAAAUACGUCGUUUGUCUGUGUUGAACAACCCCGUAAGGACAUCCCUGUCGUUAAAGCCGAUCCUCCGUCAAAAGUACCUAGCUUAAUGGCCACCGUGCUGUAUCCGGAUCCAUCAUCCUUUACCACAGCCGCAUCGGACGGUAGCGCAAGUCGACAUCAGCCAUUUGAUCAACAAUCGCCACGCACCCGAAAUCGUAGUAGCGCGACAACAUCAUCGUCCUCAAACCCUUCAAGCCGCGGAUUCACCCCGUCACGUUUUUCCCGUUCACCGUAUCCUCGUGGAUCUCGGUGGUAGCGGUCAUCUUUGUUGACCACUAUAGUGUUGUCUAUAACGCUUACUGGUUAUCAUGACUCGUGAAUUUUUUUUUUUUUUUUAACAAGCACAUCGUAAGGAAUGGCCCGUCCUGAAUUUCGGAUCUCUUCCUGACUUAGCAAUGUUAAUUCUUUUCAUCUUCUUUGUUUUUUUUUUUGCCCUCGAAUUGUUUAUGUGUCAUUUAUCUUAAACAAGUUGAAAUUGCUUCUGGCGUCAUAAGAAGGGUUCUUACUGUAUGGCGGCAUACAUCGUCAUUCGCUUGCCUAUUGUGUGUGUAUAUGUGUGUAUGGCAGAGCUAAUCCUAUCGUUAAGUAAUCAAGGACAUAAGUUUGAUUUUUCCUGUAGAAAAGACAUUGGAAAUAUCCAACUGGAUCGUUUCAGGUCAAAUGUAAGCAGGUUGUUUCCGAUGCCAGAGUAGAGAGUAAGUUCCUUUGGGGAGGUAGCACGGUUAAAUUACACCGCAAGGUUGAUAAACAUC